Nilaparvata lugens (brown planthopper) is the source of this 1452-nucleotide messenger RNA. Its product is annotated as zinc finger protein 771-like. The record is from RefSeq and is a predicted model, not a curated record. Gene Ontology annotation, biological process: regulation of transcription by RNA polymerase II. NCBI's taxonomy places the organism in Eukaryota, Metazoa, Arthropoda, Insecta, Hemiptera, Delphacidae. Gene Ontology annotation, molecular function: DNA-binding transcription factor activity; RNA polymerase II cis-regulatory region sequence-specific DNA binding. Bases 193 to 1452 code for a protein of 419 amino acids. The transcript is spliced from 6 exons.
UCAACGAUUGAAAUAAACUCACUCCCAAUUCUAAAAGGUUAUGUUUUGUUCUAUUCUAUCAGUUUUAGCUUUCUUUUUUCAAAAUCAACUUAGUAUUUAUUUUUUUUUGAUUUUCAUCAGAUAUUCAUCUAGUUUGAAUUAAUAGGAUACACUAAAUUUUAGCAUUAGAUAAUCCUUAUCUAAUAAUCUCGAAUGAUGAAUCCAGUAUUGAGGGUAAAGUCUGAGCCAAGAGACAUGGAUGAAGAAGAGAUUGACAUCAAAGAAGAGAUUGACAUCGACUACACCAUGUCCUGGCUUGGCAAGCAGGAAGUUUUGGUUGACGAACAGGUUUCAUCCAACCCUGGCAGUUUAUUCACUAUUAAAGAGGAGGAAACACACUCAACUGAAGAAGCUAUAGGAGAAGGAAAUGAUGAAAAAACUGAAAGGACAUUAAGCAAAGAUACAACCUUGCCCACUGCUUAUGUCAGACUGGUCCGUUUGGAAGAACUGGAUAGUAAUGCAAGAAAAAAAUACCAGAACCAGAGCUCAGAUCAAGAAUUUGUAUCUCAAUCAGCUGGUAGUUGUGGUGAUUCCUCUGAAGAAGAAGAAGAAGAAGAAGAAGAAGAAGAAGGAAGAAACGAAAACUGUGAACCACAAGAUGGAAACAAUGAAAUACUGGUAGUAGAAACACAACUUAAUCAAAAUCAAGAUGUCAUAGAUCAGGCAGAUAAGAAUACAACAUUCAAAACGACAGUUACAAAGCCCCAUCAGUAUUCAGUCUCUGCAAAAAGUUUCUCUCAGAGUGGUCAUUUGAAUAACCACAUGCGAACAAAUACCAAAGCAAAGCCUUACCAGUGUUCAGUCUGUGCAAAACGUUUCUCUCAGAGUGGUCGUUUGAAUAAUCACAGGCGAACACACACCAAAGAGAUGCCUCACCAGUGUUCAGUCUGUGCAGAACGUUUCUCUCAGAGUGGUCAUUUGAAUAACCACAUGCGAACACACACCAAAGAAAUGCCUUACCAGUGUACAAUCUGUACGAAGAGCUUCUCUCAGUCUGGUCAUUUGAAUCAAUACUUGCUUACUCACACCAAAGAGAAACCUCACAAGUGUACAGUCUGUGAGAAAUGUUUCUCUGUUUCUAGUGCUUUGAAUGACCACAUACGGACUCACACCAAAGAGAUGCCUUACCAGUGUUCAGUCUGUGCAAAACGUUUCUCUCAGAGUGGUCAUUUGAAUAACCACAUGCGAACACACACCAAAGAAAUGCCUUACCAGUGUACAGUCUGUACGAAGAGCUUCUCUCAGUCUAGUCAUUUGAAUCAAUACUUGCUUACUCACACCAAAGAGAAACCUCACAAGUGUACAGUCUGUGAGAAAUGUUUCUCUGUUUCUAGUGCUUUGAAUGACCACAUCCACGAAAAGCAACCCACGCCUGUUAAAAUUGUGAGUAGAGCUACUAUUAGUGUUUACUAA